GCUAUUUAGAGGUGGAACUUAUAUUAAUCUUUGAUGAUUGAUAUAUUGUAAUUUAAUAGUAUUUAGCGCAUUUAUGGCAUGCCCCUUAGGAUGCCUUAAUUAUUUCCACUUGAAGACCUUAUUCAAAUUAUCAAGAUGCUAUUUAAAAACUGUAGCUCUCAAAAGUCAAUACACACAAGCAGAACGAGACAUUUAUAAACUAAGGAAUAUUGGUAUUUUAGCACAUGUGGAUGCUGGCAAGACUACCACGACAGAAAAAAUCUUACAUGUGGCUGGUAUUGUAAAUUCUAUUGGUACAGUGGAUGAUGGAAAUACAGUUACAGACUUUAUGAUCCAAGAGAGAGAACGUGGCAUAACAAUUGCAAGUGCUGUUGUCGCCUUCAAUUGGCGAGGUCACACCAUAAAUCUUAUAGACACACCCGGCCACGUAGAUUUUUGUAUCGAGGUCGAGAGGUGUUUGAGGGUCAUUGAUGGAGCCAUUUUGAUACUCGAUGCUUCUGCUGGCGUAGAGGCUCAAACUGUUAAAUUAUGGCAUCAACUGCGUAGGUUUAAAAUUCCGACUAUAUGCUACCUCAACAAGAUGGAUAAAGACACUAGCUCGAUCAAAUUAUGCCUAAAUUCUCUUGAGCAUAGGCUAGGGGCUAAGCCCUUACUAAUCCAAUUUCCUAUCUACCGUUACAAUUUACCGACUGAGACUACGAAUGUACCACCACUUACUAAGAUAGACCUUAAAGGGUUGAAUGGCCCAAGAUUUUGUGGAGUUUUAGAUUUGUUAGACAAUGAUGUAGAAAAGAAUAAAAAGAUCAGCGAAAAUGAUAAAGCUCUAUUUUCACUCAAAAGGUGUCAACUCAUAGAAACUCUAGCAGACCUAGAUAGCGAUAUCAUGGACAGAUUGCUCACAUGUGAAGAUCAUAACUUAAUUGCCAACUCUUCCCUACGUAAUUCUAUUCGUAGACUCACGUAUAAUAGUUCGAUUCUCCCGAUAUUGUUAGGCUGUCGCUCUCAAGGGCAGGGUUAUAUCGAACACUUACUCGACGCCGUUACCUCAUAUUUGCCGAAUCCUAUGUUCGUUGGAAACGAAACGGUUGGUUUUGACGAGAAAACUAAAAGCCUUAAGAGCCACCUUAACUACAACAAUAAUGAUAAAUACUCCCGAUUUAACGAUACUAAAACCGAUCUUUUUAGCUACGAUGAGUCACUUAUUAUCAAGGAGAACUUGCCCUCUUCUAUCGGGCGCGCAAAUGAUUUUGAUUGGUCCCAUCCCGACAUGACUUACCUAACGGUUUUCAAGCUAGUCAAUCAUCGAGAACACGGACUGUUAGCUUUGGUAAGACUCUACACUGGUUCCUUAACCAGGGGCCAAUCGUUGGUUAGAUUGGAAAAUAAUUGUAAAGUUCCUCCUUGCAAUACAUCAUUGAAUGGGGGGAAAGAAUUUGAUCACGGUCGAGAUACGAUGGUAAAUAAAGCUGGAGAUGAAACAAUCGAUUCAGAUGAUGCAGUAAACAGUUUUUCGCAAACAAAUAGCACUAGCCAAUAUAACGAUAAUAAUAAUAACAACCUAAAUGAUUAUAUCAACCCCUCAUCCUUACAUGUCAAUAUCGAUUUUAAUGCAAGCUCCAAACCCUGUAAAAUAGGCGACAUAUGGAAUAUCCAAGGCGAAAACCUAACGCUCGUAUCCGGUUCUGUUUCGGCUGGACAUUAUACUGUAGUGCGCGGACUUGUAGCCAAAACUGGAGAUACGUUUGUUGCGCCGCAAUUAUCUAAAAAGUUGGAGACAAGAUUGGCAAAAAUGUCUAUCAAUACUUCUGAAUUUGGGGAUGGCGCAAAAGAAAAACACAUAAUGGAUGAGUACAUAGUUCGAACUUCCUUAGCCCAUAACACUUACAAGUCUCUCGAGGUGCCAGAACCCAUGUUUUUCUGUACAGUCGAAUCAGAAAAUCCUAGAACUCAAAGAUCUUUGGAGAAUGCUCUGGAAAUUCUUAGCAUGGAAGAUCCCACUCUUAGAAUCCAUACUUCAACGUCUAUCUUUGGUGGAGGUUCGAAGAGAUCUAAAAAUGACCAAUGCUCGGAAAGUUCAAAAUUGGAUGAUGACAUUAGAAAAAAUAGUCAUGGUAGAACUGUCAUAAGUGGUUUGGGAGAGCUACAUAUUCAGGUGGUUAAGGAUCGAAUCCGAACAGAGUUCAGUGGACUUAAGGCUUACUUGGGGCCCCUCACGGUAGCUUAUAAAGAAACUCUUAAAGAACAAAUAUAUGUGUCAAAGCACUUGACUAAAAUAAUAAACGACAAAAAAUUGACUUUAAGCUUGUCUCUGACUUUUGUUCCACUAAAGAGUCAGGAGGAUCGGAGCACGGAAUUUAAAUCGUUAAAAAUCCUUUAUACUAAAGAGAAUCAACUGACUCGCCUCCCUAAACAGCUAUUAACCGCACUGGAUCAUAGCUUAACCGUAGCAUUAUCUAACGCGGGUCCCCUCAAGGGCUCUCCUUUGGUAGGGAUAGCGAUUCAUUUGCACAACAUCUCUUGUUUGGCUCAUUCGGAUCAUCAAUUGUCAUUUGAUAAGCAGCAGGUGGUGGCUAAAAAUGAGGAGGAAAAUGGGUUAUAUAAUGCAAGUCGAAAUUACCUCACGCCUCAACUGAUUCAUUCUCGGCAUUUUCGGGACUUAGUUUGCAGUCUGGUAGUACCGGGUUUGACCCAGCUUUGCGUAUCUAGUGCUGUUAGUCCACUUUCGAAUCAAUAUUUUUUGAAUUCAAUUGAAGAGGACAAAAAAUCAUCAAUCAAUGCCAUAUUGUUAGAGCCAAUUGUAGAUGUAAUUAUAGAUGGAGUUCCUUCACAUCACCUUUCCAUUUUAAAAAACGAUUUAAACCGUAGAAGGGUUAGGAAUAUUGAAGUUUCACAUUCGAAAACCUUUGGAAAUGCAACCGAAAAUAUCUCAUACGACGUUAAGGCCUCUAUUCCUCUGAUAAACAUGGCAGAUUUCGCCGGAAAAUUGCGAAUGAUAACAUCUGGUGCUGCCUCUUUUCAUAUGUUUUUAUCUUCAUAUGAACCAAUCAAUGAAUAUUAGCAUUAUUUAUAUUUCGAUUAUUACAAUAUCUCAAUAUUUAACAGUCUAAGAUUCCAUUAUUAACUAAAAAUAUUACACAUACAUUGAAGCCUCCAAAAAUAGCUAUUCAAGAUCAAGCAAAAAUACUUAUAA
Gordionus sp. m RMFG-2023 is the source of this 3190-nucleotide messenger RNA. Its product is annotated as ribosome-releasing factor 2, mitochondrial-like. The record is from RefSeq and is a predicted model, not a curated record. The transcript has 13 exons. Gene Ontology annotation, cellular component: mitochondrion. Gene Ontology annotation, biological process: ribosome disassembly; mitochondrial translation. NCBI's taxonomy places the organism in Eukaryota, Metazoa, Nematomorpha, Gordioida, Chordodea, Parachordodidae. The coding region runs from base 74 to 3058 and encodes 994 amino acids. Gene Ontology annotation, molecular function: GTPase activity; GTP binding.